AUGUUGCAGAAAACUGCUAAUUUGCUGAAAUCCAAGCCAUUAAGACAGAAAGAAAGGUUCUGGACAUUGUGCAUGGAGAAAGGCAACAUAUCUGCUCAGUCAGAUAUUUCAAGUGAAAGAGAACUUGAAAUUGAUGUCAUCAUUGGAUUGGAAGACCUUUGCAAGCUGAAAACAGGAAACAUGAAAUGGGGAAAUGCUGGUGAUCCUGUUGCAGAAGAAACAACACUGGGUUGGACUCUAAUGGGACCAACAAACUCAGCAGAGGAUCAAAGUUGUUCAAGUUCACUGCUGUUGACAACUGAUAAGGAAAAUCUGAGCAAUCAGAUAGCCAAACUGUGGGAUUUGGAGACAGUAGGGAUCAGGGAAGAAAACUCAGUGGAAGAGAAAUUUGAAGAUACAGUAACUUUCAAUGGAGAGAGAUACAGUGUGCAGUUGCCAUGGAAAUCAGAUAGAGUCAAUUUGCAAACAAACAGAAAUCUUCGUGAAAGGCGGCUAAAUGCGCAACUCAGAAGAUUAAAGAAGGAACCGGAAAUAUUAAAGAAAUAUGAUGAUGUCAUUAAAGAUCAGAUAGAACAGGGUAUAAUUGAGGAAGUACCAGAUCAUCCUACAGGAGAAAGAAUCCAUUUCCUACCACACCAUCCAGUAAUACGUGAGAAUGCGGGGAGCACAAAAGUCCGAGUUGUGUACGACGGGUCAGCAAAAGAAAGAAAAGGAGAUAAGAGUUUGAAUGAGUGUUUAUACACGGGACCAUCAUUGCUACCUAUGCUAUAUGAUGUGCUGUUGAGGUUCCGGAUCUUUCCAGUGGCGCUUGUUGGUGACAUCAAGAGUGCAUUCCAUCAGAUCUUAGUUGAUGAGAAGGACAGAGACAGUAUGAGAUUCCUGUGGGUGGAAGAUUUCACAAAUGAGAAACCUGUGGUUGAAGAAUACAGGUUUACUAGAGUCAUUUUUGGAAGUGGACCAAGUCCAUAUUUGUUAAAUGCAACAUUGCAAAGGCACCUCAAGAAGUACGAAGAAGAAGAACCAGCAGUUGUCCAAAAUGUCUUACCAAACAUGUAUUGUGAUGACCUUGUGAGUGGAGCUGCUGACAGUACGCAAGCCAUAGAGUUGAAAGACAAAAUUACAGAGAUUAUGAGAAAAGGAGGUUUUCAACUCCAUAAGUGGAAGACCAACCAUGUGGAGGUCAGAAAGCACAUAGAGGAGAAAAGUGAUCAAAAAUAUUCAACUACAGUGACGUAUGCAAAGGAAAGCCUAGGUACCAAUGAUUCACAAAGUAAAAUUUUAGGAUUAAAAUGGAAUCCAGAAGAGGACACAUGA
Molecule: messenger RNA, 1314 nt
Organism: Rhopilema esculentum
Lineage: Eukaryota; Metazoa; Cnidaria; Scyphozoa; Rhizostomeae; Rhizostomatidae
Source: RefSeq, a predicted model, not a curated record